This is a messenger RNA of Chelonia mydas (Green sea turtle), 8272 nucleotides long. Its product is annotated as ephrin type-B receptor 5. Gene Ontology annotation, cellular component: plasma membrane; neuron projection. The record is from RefSeq and is a predicted model, not a curated record. NCBI's taxonomy places the organism in Eukaryota, Metazoa, Chordata, Testudines, Cheloniidae. Gene Ontology annotation, biological process: axon guidance; protein phosphorylation; cell surface receptor protein tyrosine kinase signaling pathway. The transcript has 17 exons. Gene Ontology annotation, molecular function: ATP binding; protein binding; transmembrane-ephrin receptor activity. Bases 4817 to 7822 code for a protein of 1001 amino acids.
UCACCCCUCCCUUCCUGGCCUCCUUUGCUUCUCUCUCAUGGGUGGUUUUGUCUCUCUGGUUUGUGUGGUCUGCCCUGCACAUUCCAGCUCUUUUCUCUUCAGGACCCAACAUGUUCCACACAGAGAGGGGAUUUAUAAAAUGGAUUAUGCUUUGCUAUUCAGUCUUUUGUUUUCAGAACACACCUUUUUCUUUUGUUUUAUGUAUUAGGAUGUCUGUGUGUCUCUGUACAUAUUUGUGUGUCUCUCUACUACGUGUGAGUCUGUGUGUCUAUAGUAUGAAUGUGUAUAUGUAAAUUGGUGUAUCUGUUUCAUUGUGCAUGUUACAUACAAAUACAUAGGGCCUGAUCCUUCUGUUACAUGUAAGACCUUUGCCACUGACCUCAUUGUAAGCAGGAUUGAGACUGAGUGUAUUUGUUUCUGUCAGAUACGUUUGUUUCUGUGUCAUGGCUGUGAAUGGGUGCAACACUCCAUGUGCAUGUCAGGGCUGUGCCUUGAGAUGUGACAGUCUGACUUGGGGGAGAGGGGAGAUUUCAGAAGGUGGAAAAUAUUUUAAAAGCCCCCUUGAACUGCACUCACAGCAGAAUCCAGUGGAGGGAGAGAAUUUAAACACCGCCUUGAAAUAAAUCCCAACUAAGGGAGUCUCCACCAGCAAGAGAGAUUUGAAACAGCAGGUCUGGAUGUUGCAUAUGCGUGUAUGUGUCUGUGACACAGGAACUUUGCCCAAACUUCUUCAUUCAGAGCAGCCCCUCUUUCAGCCUUGGCUUUCACUGGAGGAGGAGGAGGAGGAGGAGGACAGAGCUGGGAGGGGGACUGUUCCAUUAGCUCAGCAGGGAGAAAGUAUUCCCAUACCCAUCCAACAAAGCAGCUACUUCUUCUCUUCUCCACCCACAAUGGAGUGGUAGAGUCUUGCUGCUCCUCUCUAUGGGCCAGAUGCUCCCCUUUGUAGUUAAAAGGGGCAGAAAAGGGAAAGACGUGAAAAAAUUUACUACAGAACUGAGCUGAGUAAGGGCCUGGUGCUAAGAAGGGCUGAGUACCUAAAACUUCCACUGAAGUUAAUAGCAGCUGCAAGAACUCAGCAGGUGCUCAGCAUCUCUCAGGAUUAGGACCCUAAUUAAUAUGUAUCCAUCUAGUCAUAAGGAGUGGGGAAAAGGCUUGUAGUAAUCAGGGGCUGUGGGGAUUAAGGGGAUCCCACUGAGGGGAUUAAGAAACCGGCUAUGCUUUUGGGAAAGGUGUAGACAACUGUGCACUGCUACACUUACAGCACAAUCUGCAGGAAGGGCCACUGUGUGUGGAAAAGUGCAGAAAACUUUUUAGAGUACCUUACAGUCAGAUCUGUGGCCAUGUCUGCAGAUGGCCCCUUUUUUAAAUAGCCACUGAAUCAUAUGUAUUGUGGUGGGCUGGCUGAGUGUGUGUAUGUUUAUAUCAGUGCCUUGUUCUGGAGGGAAUCAUAACUGCUUAACUGUGUGUCAUAGGCCUUACACUGCUAGCAGCAAAGGAAGAUUCCCCUUCAAUAGCUGGCACCUGGGCUUUAGGAGGAGGCACCUCCAAGUUCUACCCCUUUCCACUAACAUAGGCCCAGUUUCUAAUCUGCCAGGGGGUGCUCACCCUGGCCCUGCCCCCACUCCACCCCUUUCCCCAGUGCCCCACCCCCGACCUGCUUCUUCCCACUCCCGCUCUGCCCCGCCUCUUCCAUGCCCAGUUCUGCCCCCUUCCCCUGGCACGCUGCGCCCUCACUUCUCCCCCUUCACCUCCCCUGUGCCUCCUGAUGCCACAAAACAGCUUUUAUGGCAGGCGGGAGACGCUGGGAGGGUGGGGGAAGUGCUGAUUUGCAGGGCCCGCUAGCGGGCAGGAGGCGCUGGGGGAAGGGGAAGGUUCUGAUGGGGGGCUGCCAGUGGGUGCUAAGCAUCCACCAUUUUUUUCCUGUGGGUGCUCCAGCCUCUGGAACUCGUCAUCUGGUCUCUGCCCCGCGAGCCUCCCUGGCUGCCCCGAUGUGCAAAUUAAGUCGGCUGAAUGCCAUCCAGCUUGUCUGCCUCUGAACAGCACCCAGGAACCAUCUGUAUGUGCUCAUGCUUCAUACCAUCCAGUUCCUCACCCUUGUGCCACACCCCAACACCACGUGGUGGGACCUGUUGCCACUUAAUGAGGGUGAAGAGCCCCAUUGGGCCAGUCUGUAUUACACUCUGGUCCCAUGGUUCACAGGUGAUAUUAGCUGGUGGCUCCUUCAUGAAGCCAUAAGGACAGGUAUCUACCUGGCACAGUUUACAAACUCCCCAGACACCUGUCCUUUCUGCAGCAAGAGGGAGAUCCUGGCACACAUCUAUAUAGGUUGCAUCAGGUUGCAGGCCCGAUUCCAGCUCCUACAGAAGCUCUUAUAGAAGUUCUGGCUGCACUUUUCUUGCACUUCCUGAUCCUCACGCUCCAUCUGUGGCCUCACAAAGUUGCAGGAUCUCCUCAACAACCUCUUCCUGGCACUGGCCAUGAUGGCCAUCCAUCAUGUCAGAAGGAGGAAGUUGGAUGGGGUUGAAGGGUUGCUCUGCAACUGUGAGGCCUAUUUCUGCUCCUUCUUGAAGUCACAUCUCCAGGCAGAGUUCAUCUAGGUCAUCUCCUCUGGCUCCCUGGGUGCCUUCGAGGAGCAGUGGGUGCUGUCUGGGGCUCCUUGCUUUUGAACCCAUGAUGCUCACUACCAUCCCUGUUCUUUUCAUUUGUUGUCCCCCAAAUUUACUAUACUUGAGCAGUGGGUUCAGUUGCUCCUCCUCUUUGGCUGGGGGAGGGAUCUUUAGAUGUAGCCUGGCUUGGGCCCACCCUUUCCCCCAGGAACGCAAUAGGUGUGGGGCCCAUUUUUGUUCCCUGCAAUGUUCACUGGCUCCUUAGAAACCUUGAGGAGCAGUGGGUGCUGUCCCCUUUUGGCUUCUUGAUUUUUGCCAAAGACCUUCACUGUCCCUGUUUUUCCAUUUGUUGUCCCAAGUACUCAGUUGUGCCCUGGGUUUGCUGGCACAGUCCCUGGCUAAGGGGAGUGCCUUGCGCUGUGUCUUCCAUUUUCCUGGUACCCACAACAGGCAUCACAAAGUUCCGUGUGGCCAUGGUGUAGAGCCCAAGGGGCUGGAAAUUUCUUCUCUCUCUCCCCCCAGUGCAAAUUCUGCGGGGAGCUGUGGGUCACUGCUGUCACUUUUCUGAACAACCUGCUUUGCUUUGCCGGAGCAGCAUGUGCAGCUCUUGAGCUCCGCCCCACUCUUGAUCCCACACCUCUGCGGACUAGCCCCUGUCAGGGGAGGGGACAGUGUCCCGUGGGGGACCUCGCUUGCGCUGGGAGCUGGGCUCCCUCUGGGCGUUUCUGGGCAGGGCUGGGGCACCGAACUGGGUGGAGGUUUUGCAGUGAGCUGCAGCACUUCUCGGCGCCCAGCUCACGGGAGCACCUAGGCCUCGGUGACACGCGAGAGCGAUGACCAGGGCGGAGCUGUGCGGCAGGACCCAGCCUGCAGCAGCUCUGACUCCACCCCCCAGGCAGAGGGGAGCCCCAGCCCGGAGCGCUGAGUCCCGCGCACUGGAAGGACGAGGGGACCCCAGCCUGCUCUGGAGGCGCUGGGCGGAGCGUGAGUAGAAAGGAGACGGCCCCAGCGUAGAGCUCCGCCCCCGCCCCACCCCACAGGCAGAGCGGAGCCGCAGGGACAAGGGAGUCUGAGUGGGGGACUGGCCCCCGCGCGGAGCCCCGCCUCCGGCAGCUCGGGAAAUGCUGCCGGUGGAGUGGAGAGGGAAGGAGCCGCGGCGGCUGGGAUUGGGGAUCUGGCGGGGGAAGCAGCGGCUGCAGCAGUAGCGGGAGCUGCUGCUCCGGGGCGGGGGGGGUCCUGCAGCCAUACAGAGCUCCCUGCGCAUUGCACUGAACCUCGGGAGCUGAGCCGGGCCUCUGCAGGGGGAGAGGAGGAGCAGGGGGCUGAAGGGAGACAGGCAGCUCAAGGGAGAGUGAUACUGGGAGAAAUCCGAGCAAGGGAGAGCGAGAGAUCCCACCCUGGGGAAGAGCCAGAACAAGGGAGAGAAAGAGAUCCCAAAUCAAGGGAGAGCGAGAGAUCGUAGUAAGUGGUAGAGCGAGAGAGAUCCCAGCACGAGGGAAAUUCCAAGAAGAGAUUAGAAGAAGAAAGAGAUCGGGAGAAAGGUCCCAGCAAGAGGGAGUGAGAGCCUAGCAAGAAAGAGACCCCCAUGAGAGGAGUCUCCCAAGCAAGAGAUCCUAUGAAAAAAUCAAUCCCAGUAACAGAGAGAGGCAGGCAGAAAGCGAUCAACAAGCCUGAGAAGACAAAGCACUAGUCAAUGUACAGUAAGUAACAAUCCUGCACUGGCCCCAAGGAGAUGGACUAGAUGAGACCUACAUUCUUUGUGUUUUAACUUUUCUGAUGCUAUGAGAUUGGCAUAAUUCUAGCAGAAAAGAUCCCUGAGAAAGCUUCCUGAAUGACCCUAGAAAGAUCAAAGUAAAGAGGAAUAUUAUUAGGAUCCCUGCAGAAUAGACUGCAGAGAAAGAGAGAGGGAGAAAGAGGUAUCACCGUAUACCAGCAGGAGAAGGGAGAACACAGGAGAGAGAGAGAUCACAGAGUAAAGACGUUGUGAUCCCAUCAGAAGAGAUCUGAGAGGGAGCCAUCAUCCAGGACAUCCUCAGUUCUCUGUUGUGAGAUCCUAGGGGAGAAAGAGAAACAAACCAGAGUCACCCCUGUUGUGUGGAGACACUUGUGCUUUGGCUUGGAGAGGCCCUGAACCACCUAACACCACCUUGGAACUCUUGAAGGGAGUGGGGGGUGUUGUUUGGAGAUGGUGGAGUCCCUGGAGAAGCUACAUGGAUCUUAACGCUGCUUUAAGGGCAAAGAGAAGAGCAGUGGGAAUGGGUUGGCUGUGGCUGGUCUGUCUGUUUCACCUAGCCGCCUCGCUGGAAGAAAUACUUCUGGAUACAACAGGAGAGACCUCGGAAAUCGGCUGGACCACCCACCCUCCUGAUGGGUGGGACGAGGUGAGUGUCCUGGACGACAAGAAGCUCCUGAUCCGAACCUUUGAGGUCUGCAAUGUGGCUGAGCCAGGCCAAAAUAACUGGCUGCGCACUCACUUCAUAGAGCGGUAUGGGGCCCACCGAGUCCAUGUCCGUCUCCGUUUCUCAGUGCGUGACUGUGCCAGCAUGCGGACCGUGGCUUCUUCCUGCAAGGAGACCUUCACCCUCUAUUACUACCAGGCAGAAACUGACAUGGCUACGCAGGAUCUGCCUGAAUGGCGCGAGGGGCCCUGGACCAAGGUGGAUACCAUUGCAGCUGACGAAAGCUUCUCACAGGUGGACAGCACUGGGAAGGUGGUGAAGAUGAAUGUCAAGGUGCGCAGCUUUGGGCCGCUCACCCAGCGUGGCUUCUACCUGGCUUUCCAGGACUCAGGGGCCUGCAUGUCACUGGUGGCUGUACAAGUCUUCUUCUACAAGUGCCCAGCUGUGGUGAGGGGGUUUGCCUCCUUCCCUGAGACCUUUGCCGGUGGGGAGAGGACCUCGCUGGUGGAGGCGGUGGGGACCUGUGUGGCAGACGCAGAGGAGGCAAAUACGGCAGGGUCCUCUGGUGUCAGGCUGCACUGCAAUGGGGAAGGCGAGUGGAUGGUGGCCAUUGGGAGGUGCACCUGCAGGCCUGGCUACCAACCUGCUAACGACGAAGGAGCCUGCAAAGGCUGUCCCACUGGUUCCUUUAAAGCAUAUGUGGGGGAUGCCCCCUGCAGACUCUGCCCCGCCCACAGCCACGCUCCAGUGCCAGGCUCCAGUGAAUGUGCCUGCCAAAGCCGAUACUACCGCUCUGCUUCGGACACGUCUGACACCCCCUGCACUGGCACUCCCUCCGCCCCCCGGGAUGUUAGCUAUGAGAUCAUUGGCUCCAAUGUGCUCCUGACCUGGCGCUUACCCAAGGACCUGGGUGGCCGCAAGGAUGUCUUCUUUAAUAUAAUCUGCAAGGUGUGCCCGACGGGGUCUCCAGGGCCCUGCGUGCGCUGUGGGGACAGCAUUCAGUUUGAGCCACGCCAGGUGGGGCUAACAGAGAGUCGUGUGCAGGUCUCCAACCUGCUGGCCCGUGUGCAGUACACAUUCGAGAUCCAGGCCGUCAACCUGGUGACCGAGCUGAGCCCAGAGGCACCCCAAUAUGCAGCCAUCAACGUCAGCACCAGCCAGUCAGUCCCCUCUGCAGUUCCUAUGAUGCAUCAGGUGAGUCGCACCGCCAGCAGCAUCACAUUGUCCUGGCCACAGCCAGACCAGCCCAAUGGAGUCAUCCUGGACUACCUGUUACGCUAUUUCGACAAGGCAGAAGAUGAGGAUAACUCAUUCACCAUAACCAGUGAGACCAACAUGGCCACCAUCUCAAACCUGAGCCCAGGCAAGAUCUAUGCCUUCCAGGUGCGAGCCAGGACAGCUGUGGGUUACGGGCCAUAUAGUGGCAAGAUGUAUUUCCAGACCCUGGUGGGAGGCGAACGCUCGGAAGUGGUUCAGGACCGGCUGCCACUUAUCGUGGGCUCAGCACUCGGUGGUCUGGCCUUCUUGGUAAUUGCCGCCAUUGCCAUCCUUGCCAUCAUCUUCAAGAGUAAGAGGCGAGAGACCCCAUAUACAGACCGUCUGCAGCAGUACAUCAGCACGCGGGGGCUUGGGGUGAAGUAUUACAUUGACCCUUCGACCUACGAGGACCCCAAUGAGGCUAUUCGGGAAUUUGCCAAGGAGAUUGAUGUGUCCUUUGUCAAGAUUGAGGAGGUCAUUGGAUCAGGAGAGUUUGGAGAGGUGUGUUUUGGGCGCCUGAAACCCCCGGGGAAGCGGGAGUACACAGUGGCCAUCAAGACUCUGAAGUCAGGUUACACAGAUGAGCAGCGGCGGGAAUUUCUGAGUGAGGCCAGCAUCAUGGGGCAGUUUGAGCAUCCCAAUGUCAUCCGCCUGGAGGGUGUGGUCACCAAGAGCCGACCCGUCAUGAUCGUCACAGAGUUCAUGGAGAACGGCUCACUGGAUUCCUUCCUCAGGCAACGAGAAGGACAGUUCAGCGUGCUGCAGCUGGUGGGGAUGCAGCGGGGAAUCGCAGCUGGCAUGCGUUACCUCUCGGACAUGAACUAUGUCCACCGUGACUUGGCUGCCCGUAACAUCCUGGUCAACAGCAACCUGGUGUGCAAGGUGUCUGACUUUGGUUUGUCCCGCUUCCUAGAAGAUGAUGCCUCAAACCCCACCUAUACUGGGGCCCUGGGUGGCAAGAUCCCCAUCCGCUGGACUGCUCCCGAAGCCAUCCAGUACCGCAAGUUCACAUCCUCCAGCGAUGUCUGGAGCUAUGGCAUCGUCAUGUGGGAGGUGAUGUCGUAUGGCGAGAGGCCUUACUGGGACAUGUCUAAUCAGGAUGUAAUUAAUGCUAUUGACCAGGACUAUCGCCUGCCACCACCCCCAGACUGCCCCACUGUCUUGCACCUUCUCAUGCUUGACUGCUGGCAGAAGGAGCGGGUUCAGAGGCCCAAAUUCGAGCAGAUAGUCAGUGCUCUAGACAAGAUGAUCCGCAAGCCAUCCGUGCUUAAAGCCACCGGCACAGGGAGCAGCAGACCAUCCCAGCCCCUGCUGAGCAACUCACCCCCAGACUUCCCCUCACUCACUAGUGCCCAUGAAUGGCUGGAUGCCAUCAAGAUGGGCCGCUACAAGGAGAAUUUUGACCAGGCCGGACUGACCACCUUCGAUGUCAUCUCACGUAUGACACUGGAAGAUAUCCAGCGCAUUGGGAUCACUCUGGUUGGUCACCAGAAGAAGAUUCUCAACAGCAUCCAGCUCAUGAGAGUUCACUUGAACCAGCUCGAACCAGUGGAGGUCUGAGGUUUAGACCAUUCUCCCACCUCCAAACUCCAGGAAGGGAGUUCAGAGGGAUUUUCACUAUCAAUGGGAGCAGACGAGGAGAUCCCUGGAGACUUUGUGCAGAGAGAGAGUGGGCAUUAAAUGUCCCAUGCCACCAAACCAAACCCUUGCAGUGAUUUGACUGCAAUGCUACAGAACUUGUGCCAUUCAGAUGUGGGUGAUCUUGUACAUUGGGGAAGGACUGGGGGAAGAGAGGGCUACUGUAAUGUGGGGAGGAGCUGGAAGAUAAUUUGGACAGAUCAGACACACCUGCUGCCUCUUCUCUGCCAGCAGAUGGGAUCAAAAACAUUACAAAGCUGUCAUUGGACUGUGUCUGCAGCUGGGAGCCCAUCAAAGCCACACAGACAUUUUUCACCCUGAACCAGGCAAAAUAAAGGCAGAGGAAAGUUACAUUUUUUUUCUAAAAGAAAA